This is a messenger RNA of Solanum stenotomum, 1137 nucleotides long. RefSeq names its product cytochrome P450 72A397-like. The record is from RefSeq and is a predicted model, not a curated record. Gene Ontology annotation, molecular function: heme binding; iron ion binding; oxidoreductase activity, acting on paired donors, with incorporation or reduction of molecular oxygen. The coding region runs from base 1 to 1137 and encodes 378 amino acids. Lineage: Eukaryota; Viridiplantae; Streptophyta; Magnoliopsida; Solanales; Solanaceae. The transcript is spliced from 4 exons.
AUGAUCAUGGGAGCUGCAACAGUAGUAAUUGCUGCAAUAGUUGUGAUUUUGGUGGCCUAUUUUGUUGGGAAAGUGUUGUAUACAGUAUGGUGGUGGCCAAAGAUGAUAGAAAAAAAGCUGAAGAAGGAAGGUAUCCAUGGAGAGCCGUACAAAUUGCUGUUUGGGAAUUUUAAAGAGAUGAUGAAAAUGUCUAACGAAGCAAAGAAACAACCCUUGUUAAAUCAUGAUAUCAUUCCUUGGAUUAAUCCUUUUCUUGUUCGUCUUUCUAACACUUACAAGAAAAUAUUUGUGGUGUGGGCUGGACCGACACCUCGCGUUACAGUAACAGAUCCAAAGUUGAUCCGAGAAGUGUUGAAUAGAUAUAAUGAAUUCCAUAAGCCUGAAGCCAAUGCAUUCAUCCACUUGUUUGUUACUGGACUUGCCAGUUAUGAUGGUGAAAAAUGGGAUACCCACAGAAAGAUACUUAACCCUGCCUUUCAUGUAGAGAAGCUAAAGAGGAUGUUCCCAGCAAUUUCUUCGUGUUGCGAUGAAAUGAUAAAUAGAUGGGACGAAUUGGCUAGCAAAGAAGGAAGCUGUGAGUUGGAUGUGGCAGAUGAGUUUCUUAACUUAGGUGGAGAUGUUAUAUCAAGAGCUGCAUUUGGUAGCAAUAUUGAAGAAGGAAGGUCCAUUUUCCUACUUCAAAAGGAGCAGUGCGAACUUAUUUUGGCUUCUCCAUUCACCCUUUUCUUUCCCGCACUAAGAUUCCUUCCAACAGCAUCAAACAGAAAAGCAAAGUACAUCCACAAGAAAGUGAUAUCAUUGAUAAGAGGGAUAAUAGAGAAGCGAGAAGAUGCAGUGCGAAGAGGAGUGUCGGACAAUGACGAUAUUUUAGGUUUACUCCUAAAAGCAAGAAAUGAAGAAAACGCUGCAGGGAGAGGAUCACUAUCACGUCUAUCGACUGAUGAUGUGAUUGAAGAAUGUAAAGAAUUUUACUUUGCAGGACAAGACACAACCACAGCUUUGCUCUCUUGGACAUUGGUGGUCUUGAGCAUGCACCCUGAGUGGCAAGACAAAGCCAGGAAUGAAGUGUUUCAAGUAAUUGGGAAAAACAAACCAAAGUUUGAUGACUUGAAUCAGCUUAAAUUAGUAAGUACUUAA